UGUGACGCUGACGCUUGUCGGUUGCAAUCGGUUUUAACGAUUUAAAUAAGAAAUCGAUACAGAUCCGUAGUGAAAGUGCUCGAUUUUUAAAUUUAUAGUUUCCUCACAUUCUAGUAGUGCUUGCAAAUGUGAACAGUGGCAGUUACAAUUGAUAGUGUGUUUACAAAAGUGGACCUUCGAUACAAGUGAUUUCGGUUUUUAUACAUGGGAAGUAAAGGUGAUUAUUCUUUGCAGAUAUCGGAUCUAAAAUUGCAGUGUCAAGUGUAGUGAGGUGAUCGAAACAUUAUUAAUGUGUGUGAAGUGAUGUGGACAUCCUUUGGGACCAGACAAAUGAAGCGCCGUAGAGCACGUGUACUCCCCUACGCGUCUGUGCAGUAACUAAAAUGUUGGCCGUGUGGCUUCUCGCGGGAUGUUUUUCGCUAGCACUGACACAACUGCCGCCUGGGUUCAAUUUGCCAGCGAUCAUUCAUGUAGAACGGAACUGGUAUGUCCUGUCCACGGACCCGAUAGGUACCAGGGUAACACGAGUGACCAGGGAGAGGACCGGCAAGCAGAAUGUGACGUUCGGCUUGGAGACCAGCGGGCCACCCACGCCGUUCGCGAUAGAUCCCCAGUCAGGGGAAGUGUUUGUGAACGAAACUCUUAAAGAUAAGGAAAAUAAAUCUUACUCGUUAUGGGUUACGGCAGAUGAUGGCGUAUCACUUCCACAACGAACAGAAGUACUUGCAACCGUAAUAAAUAGUUCAGGCGUCAGACCGAAGGUGCCCAGACCGCCAGCGUUCGCGAUCGCUAAUUAUCCCAGCAUAGCGCUACAACCAAAGUUUCCAAAGCCUGCACAAAGCACCACCAAAGCAAUUGAUUAUAUAACAACAGUACCUGAUACGACAGUCAUUACAACUCAUAAACCACCUAAAGCACCCGACGAUAUACCAAAAGAAGAAGUUAAAGAGAAAGUGGAAACGAAUGAAUCCAAAAAUAAUACGGGCAUUAAUGAAGUUCACGUUGAAAAUGCUGUUCAUCUAACAAUUAUACCAUUGAUUGCGAUUGGUGCAUUGAUAGCAAUCGUCGCUGGUGUUGUAGCAUUUGUAUGGAAGAAAAGAAGCAUUAAAGGAACCAAAAGUACUAAGGAUGACAUGAGUAAAGAAUCGAGUGGGAUUGUACUACAAGAUUCUUCAGUCAACAUGUGGGACCGCCCACGAGCUUAUUCGAAUCAGUAUAAGUCCUGGGACAACGGUCAUUUACAGAUAUCUGAAGAGACAACAAUAAGCAAAGAUGAGCCCCGCGAUGCGUGGGAGUUCCCGAGGCAUCGUUUGAAGAUCUUCAACAUAGUAGGGGAGGGCGCGUUUGGACAGGUCUGGCGGGCCCAGGCAAUAGAUAUAGAUGGUAAAAAAGGGGAGCAAACGGUCGCAGUAAAGACUUUAAAAGGAAAUGCUUCAGAAAAAGAAAAAACUGAUCUGAUACAGGAAUUAGCUGUAAUGAAGACGUUAGGAACGCAUCCUAACGUUGUAAGACUCGUCGGUUGCUGCACUGAAAAGGAACCCACAUUAGUGAUAAUGGAGUUCGUGAGUCUAGGCAAGCUGCAACAGUUCCUCCGUGACUCGAGAGCUGAGCGUCACUAUGGCAACACUCAUGGUGGGAGUCUAUUCCUAACAUCACGAGAUCUUACGCACUUCGCCUUCCAAGUCGCAAGAGGCAUGGACUUUCUUAGCGCUAAAGGGAUAAUUCAUCGGGAUUUAGCCGCGAGAAAUGUAUUGAUAACAGAAGAGAGGACGUGUAAAGUAGCAGACUUCGGUUUCGCGAGAGACGUCGCUGGCACCCAUGUGUAUGAACGAAAAAGCGAUGGGCGUCUACCUAUAAGAUGGAUGGCGCCAGAAUCCUUGUAUGAUGACAUAUUUAGUGUAAAGUCUGAUGUUUGGAGUUUUGGCGUAUUGCUGUGGGAGAUUGUAACAUUGGGUUCGACUCCAUAUCCAGGUCUGUCUGCUGGUGACGUCAUGAAAAAGGUCCGAGAUGGGCAUCGUUUGGAGAAACCGGAACACUGUCGGCGGGAACUGUACAAUAUUAUGUACUAUUGUUGGGAAGCGGAGCCAGCCUCCCGGCCCGAAUUCAAAGAAAUUGUCGGAAUGCUCGAGCGACUAUUGUGCACUGAAAUGGACUACAUCGAGCUUGAAAGGUUCCCUGAUCAUUCCUAUUAUAAUGUGCAACACUUAGACGGCGAGAAGUUGUAGUUAGAAUAGGAUUUAGGCGUUAAUAUUGUUGUGGUUCAUAUGCCGUCCAGCACUUGGUUGGUUUAGGGCAAUUUUUAGGCCUUUAUUGCUACUGGGACUAAACUAAAUGUCGCCAGGUGAUCAUUAUGGAUAAGAACGUCGAAAGAAGUCUUUAAAGCAUUUUCACUGUAUUGUUCUGAAUACGUAGACUAUAAAAAAUAAUAAAGUACAGUUUGAAUAUAACCUAGCUAUUUAAUCGCUCCCUGCUCGACAAUUAUGAACAUGUUUUCAUGGAGUAAGUCUUACAAUAAAAAAAUGUACCAUCAUCAUUCCUAAGUGUUUUCUUAUUCUCGUUUGAUGUGAAGUUUCAUUAAAAUAUUAAAGACUGAGCUGAUUUCAAAUAAUAUUUCUAAUAUAUGAAACAUGUUUUAAUUCUCCUAAAGUCUUUAAUUUAGUACGUAUUGUUCUUUUUAUGUUUAGUGAUCGCUUAUUCGUAACAUGAAUCAAAAAACGUAAUACGUGCAUAAUUUUUGAGUCAACUAACCGAUGGUCCACUCUUAUUUUUAAUAAUGUCUAAGUUUUAUGAAAAAAAAAACAAAUCCAACAUGCGCUUGGAAAUUAAAAAUGUACAUAUUUUCAAUUGUUUUUUUUUGUUAUGUGAUAAGAAAGAUCGGCUUUUUUGUGCAAUAUUUAUAUUUUGUAAAUAUUUUUCUAAUGUGUUUAAUGAAAACUUGAUAAAAAUGUCUCAUUUAAAACAACGAUGAAAUUAAGAUAAACAAUAUAAUUAUGUUUAGAAUAACAGGAUUAUCAAACAACUAAGACAGGAAAAAAUCUCAUUUAACUCAAUUACAAUUACAAUUUCAACUCAAAGCAAAAUGUUUCAUUGUAUUUUAGGUAUUUGCGUAAUUAAACGUUAUAAAAUACGUAAUUAUAAACGGUAAAUAAAUAUAUAAAAAACAGAAUAUACACAUUCAAAACGCCAACAUUUUGUUAAUGAUUUCUCGGAAAUUGAUUCUUGAAAUUCUAAAAGUUAUGUAAUUAAUGUAUCGAUUUUCUUCAAUCAAGUCGGAAAAUGGAGGAAUUUCAGCGUAUUUGAGGAAAUUACCUUAUAAAGAGCGUGUGUUGAUUUUUAGUAUAAUAAUAUUCCAGUUUAUUAAGAUUUCCCGAAUAUUUUAUACGAUCUUAUAAGGAAACAACAUUUUGUAACAACAAUGAACUGUUGUGCAACAGUGAACAAUGCCUGCGUUAACAAUGAACCGUUUUUUUGUUAAGUACAUCCUGAUUUUCUUGAGAAAUAUGAUCUUCUUUUUAAAAUAUGCAUGUAUAAACAAUAUUAAGCUAAUAGUAGAAUACUGACAUUUUGAGAAAAUUAAAACAAAACAAAACACGGAGUUAAAAUUUCAAUCAUUGUGACAAAAGUCGAGGCAUGGACGAAGCCGGGGCGGGCCGCUAGUGUAAAAUAUACCAACGGUCUCGUCUUCGCUCGUUCAACACGUGUAGCCUAUAGCACCUAAGAAUCGUGUAUAUAUUCAACCGUGAAAGAAUAUUUGAAAUCGGUCCACUAGUUCCUGAGAUUAGCGCAUCUAAACAAAAACAAACAGGAAAUGAAACCAUGAAGAAUGUUCACGACAAUUGUAUUUCAACCCAAUCUGAUUUUUUGCUAUAAUAAUCAUAUCUUGCUAUAAAUAAUUCUAUUUUUAUAUCCCAAAUCAUUGAUAUUAACAAUGUUUAUUUGCAAAGAGAUAGAACAAAUCAUUCAUAAUUAAAGAAUCUAAAUACACUAUGAUUAAAAUCACACUAUAUGCGAAAGAAAAAAUGUUGUAUACUAUUAAGUGCGAUCCAACUAAGAAUAGGAACGUCAAUGAUCUUUGCGUCAAUAACGCAUCAAUUGUAAUUUGAAAAUAAAACAACAUUACAGAAUAGAUUUUAAUUGUUUAAUGGAGUGUGAUGUUAUUUCUAUGGAUUGUAUAAUGUAGUUACUAUGCAGUUUGUAGGCAUUGGUAACGAAAUGCUUUUAUACUUUUUGGAGUUAUAUUUUUGCUAAAACAUUUAUCAGAGAUCUGUUUUGUAUACAUUGUAGUUGUAGUGACUAGUCCUUAGCGAUAAUGAUAACGGAUACUGCU
Messenger RNA from Zerene cesonia (dogface butterfly), 4327 nucleotides. It is a transcript of the gene Cad96Ca, whose product is annotated as tyrosine kinase receptor Cad96Ca. The record is from RefSeq and is a predicted model, not a curated record. Bases 384 to 2225 code for a protein of 613 amino acids. Gene Ontology annotation, biological process: protein phosphorylation; cell surface receptor protein tyrosine kinase signaling pathway; homophilic cell-cell adhesion. The transcript has 11 exons. Lineage: Eukaryota; Metazoa; Arthropoda; Insecta; Lepidoptera; Pieridae. Gene Ontology annotation, cellular component: membrane; signaling receptor complex. Gene Ontology annotation, molecular function: transmembrane receptor protein tyrosine kinase activity; ATP binding; calcium ion binding.